AUGGAAACCACUUUCACUGGGAAUCAAUCUAUCAUCACAGAGUUUGUCCUCCUUGGUUUCUCUGAGCUCUCUGAGCAGCACUUCUUGUUCUUCAUUUUCUCAACCAUUGUCUAUUUAAGCACCAUCCUGGGGAACAUGCUGAUUAUAGUGGCUGUGGUCAGCUCCCCAGGGCUCCACACACCCAUGUAUUUCUUCUUGGCCAAUCUCUCUUUCUUAGAGAUACUGUACACUUCCACAGUAGUGCCCAAGAUGCUAGCAGGUUUCUUGAGAAAGGAAGCCAUUUCCCUGGCUGGUUGCUUGCUUCAGUUCUUUGUUUUUGGCUCACUAGCCACAACUGAAUGCUUUCUUCUGGCUAUCAUGGCCUAUGACCGAUACCUGGCUAUUUGUUACCCACUCCAUUAUUCAUUCCUGAUGGGAUCCAAGCAUUGUGUGGGUCUGGUGGUCACAGCAUGGCUAUCUGGUUUUGCAGUAGAUGGCCUAAUUGUGAUUUUGAUGUCACAGCUGAAGUUCUGUGGCUCCAACCACAUCAACCACUUUUAUUGUGAUUUCAUGCCUGUGGUAAGACUGGCCUGCUCUGAUUCCCAGGUGGUGCAAGCGACAACAUUCAUCCUUUCUGUAAUCUGCCUUACUAUUCCAUUUGGUUUGAUUCUGACUUCUUAUGCCCGCAUACUUGUGGCUGUGCUGAAAGUACCCACAGGGGCCAGGAGAAGUAAGGCUUUCUCUACAUGUUCUUCCCACUUGACUGUGGUGUCCACUUUCUAUGGGACACUUAUGGUCAUGUAUAUAGCACCCUCUGCUGUUCACUCCAAGCUUCUCUCUAAGGUCUUUGCUUUGCUCUACACUGUGGUCACCCCCAUCUUUAAUCCUGUGAUCUACACCCUAAAGAACAAAGAGGUCCAUCAAGUUCUCAAGAAGCUGCUUUACAAUAAACAAUAUGGUAAUUCAUCCUGA
Molecule: messenger RNA, 951 nt
Organism: Trichosurus vulpecula (common brushtail)
Lineage: Eukaryota; Metazoa; Chordata; Mammalia; Diprotodontia; Phalangeridae
Product: olfactory receptor 11A1-like
Exons: 1
Coding region: 1-951 (316 amino acids)
Biological process (GO): G protein-coupled receptor signaling pathway
Cellular component (GO): membrane
Molecular function (GO): G protein-coupled receptor activity; olfactory receptor activity
Source: RefSeq, a predicted model, not a curated record